Paramormyrops kingsleyae is the source of this 2915-nucleotide messenger RNA. It is a transcript of the gene nfkbib, whose product is annotated as nuclear factor of kappa light polypeptide gene enhancer in B-cells inhibitor, beta. Gene Ontology annotation, molecular function: NF-kappaB binding. The record is from RefSeq and is a predicted model, not a curated record. Gene Ontology annotation, cellular component: cytosol. Gene Ontology annotation, biological process: cellular response to tumor necrosis factor; toll-like receptor 4 signaling pathway. Lineage: Eukaryota; Metazoa; Chordata; Actinopteri; Osteoglossiformes; Mormyridae.
GAGUGGAAGGUUAGUGUGUUUUUAGCUUGCGGGGUGCUCGGGAAUUUCCCAGGACUGUUAAAAACACCUUUGGUCAGUAAAACUGAAAAUAGAAGCCAUUUUUUUCUUCAAUGGGGAAAAUAUACGACAUACCGAACAUGAAUCUUAAAUUUAAGUGUACUAUGCUCUAGCCGUGAGAGGGAUUAUCGGCUAGUUAUUCUCAUUUUGCUCUGCAAAAUUAGGGGGGCUCUGCGCCCUUAAAAGGACAUAAACAUCGCUAGCUCGGUGCUAGCAAAUUCUGGAUAGCCGAGAUUAUUGUUGAUAUUUUAAAGCUCAUUUUUGCGUCCAGAUGGAGGGGAUACAAUCGCAAGUCGUUCGCUCACAAACCCAGUCGGAUAAUGGGAACCAGCCUGCGCGGCCCCUUAACAGCUAUGGGUUCGGUAAACAAGUCGGUUCCGAUGGAGUCGGUGCAGAGGACUGGUGCGACAGCGGCUUGGAGUGUUUAAAUGGAGCGCUGAGCCUGGAGACCCCAUUCUGCACCGAAAGCGAACAUCCUCCGACUUUGAAAUCUACCCCGUUUGAUAUUUGCUCAAGGAAGACAGACUCGGAACAUGAGCCCACCGACAGCUGUAUCUCCCUGGGGAACGGGGAAAGACUCGACUCGGCCCUCGGGCACUCGAUAACGGACGAGAUGCUGGGCUGCAUUUCCCAAGGCAUCGGGACCAUACAGCUAAGCGAGCCCGACAGUGUCUCCGGGGACAGAUCUGGGGAGGUUAUCGGGGGACAGGUGGAGGCAUACCCCCCCGAAGAGGUGUUCAACACCCUGAACUUUGUGUCAGAGGACGGAGACACUGCACUCCACCUGGCUUUAAUUCACGAACACUUGACCUUUGUGCACUAUUUGGUGGGAGUGAUAACCCUGGACCAGAACUGGACCCCCUAUUUGGACAUCCAGAACGACCUGGGCCAGACGGCGCUCCACCUGGCCGUGAUCGUCGACCAGCCCGACUGCGUGAAGGCUCUGCUUUGGGGUGGCGCGAGCGCUGAGAUCCAGGAGCGCGGGGGCAACACGCCACUGCACCUGGCCGUGCGCGAGAGCCGCAUGGCCUGCGUGCGGGAGCUCACCUGCAGUGGCAUCCGUCCGGACCACCUGCGCAUCAUCAACUACUCGGGGGUGAGUGCCCUGCAUCUGGCGGUGCAGAAGGGCAACGAGGAGAUCGUUCAAAUGUUGCUGGAAGGAGGAGCUGAUGUCAACCAGAGGGACCUAAGCUCUGGGCGCUCCCCGCUGCACUGGGCCGUAGAGUCGCAGAGCCCCACCUUGGUGAGGCUGCUGUUGCGAGCAGGUGCAGCCGUGGACCAGCCAUCAUAUGCAGGACACUCGCCACUCUACUGCGCCCUCCACAGGCCUAAUGCAGAGGUGCAGGCUUUGCUGCGCGAUGGAGGAGGCACGGAGAUGCACGGCGGGGAGGAUGAGGACGAGGAGGACCGGGAAAGUGAAGAGGAUGAGUUUGAUGACUUGAUCAUCAACGGCCACCGGGUGCUGUAACCAUGCAUAACACUUUAGAGCCACGCAUCUCGCUAAUACUCUUGUGCUGUUCAGUGCAGUCUUACAUGUCAGGGCUGAGCUACUGUGUGUGUGUGUGUGAGUGUGUGUGUGUGUGUGCGCGGAAGCGCGCAUCUGUCUGUGAUGUUGCGUCUGAGUACUUUCAGUGCUUUCUGGCUUCAUGGCACAUUUCCGAAUCUUCAGAGCGGUGAUUUCCUGUGGACUGCCAGGGGGCAGGAGCAACACUAGUGUUCGGUACCUGUAACCCGGUUAUCAUCGCUUCCCUGAGUACCGUCGUACCACAUUCUGACCGAUACUGAACUUCUUAGCUUCGCGUUCUUUGUCUGAAACUGCUGGGGUUCUCGCUGUAUUUUGGAGUUACCCUCUGAAAGGGUCAAUCCUUCUGCAAGGCUUUAAACUUCUUGUCAGGCUUGCUGUCACUUUUUUAACACAGAACUCAUCUUUCUGAGUUGCCGUACGCUGUAUGUAUGUUUUACCUGUUGGCAUUAAAAUAAAGCAAAGCAACUUGUUCGGUGUUUUAGUCGGGAUUUUUUUUUUUUAACGGAACCUAACACCAUGAUUGGUCGAGACGGUGUAAAUAUGGAGAAGGCUGAAAACUGUGAAGGUUUGUGACCCUACACCUGGGCUCUUCAUCCUGGUUUCAUGGGGCCUGUUGUGGCUUUUUUGUUCAAGCUGACCUGAAUAGACUUAGUUCACAGAUUCUUUCUGUCUUUGUCUGGAUGUUUAUGUGUGUGUCACCUGUAAAAACAGCAUAAGAUUGUAGAAAUCUGUGUUUCCUUGUCAGUUGUUGUUAAAAAUCGUUAAACGUUUUGUUUUAAUGGUAUGUUUAAGCCCAAUAUUAAUUUGCAGUGGUUUGUUUGAAGGCCAAUGUUAUUUUUAAUCUUAAUCAAAGUGGAUAGAAAGUUUCUUCUCUAGCACAGUUGAACAUUGGAGAAUUUGGCUAUUAAUAUGGGAUGUGUAAACAUUUGGUGUUUUGUGUAAAUAAAAAUACCUCUCACUAAGUUGGAUCUUGGAUGAAACUCAAGCCACUACACCCAAUUGGUCACAAUUCGCAAACACCAGGAUUGGAAGAUCCUGACUGUUGAUUUGGCCUGGCAGGGAAGAACAAAAUCAAGUCAAAUACUUACACCUAAUUCACAUCACAGGGUUACACAGCGUCAUUUGAUUGAAUUAAGGGAAAGACAUAAUAUAAAUUUUGCAUCCGCCUAUAUGCUUUUUAAUCUUUAGAUUACAACUGCCCCUGAGAUAGUAAUGACUGGCAGGAUGGACAUUGACCGGAUGAAAAUGAAUCGCUUCUGUCAUUCUCUGCUUGAUCUUUUCCCUGUACAUUGAUGCUUUUCGUGAUCAAAAAUUAAUAAAUCAUUUAAAUGGA